GUUAGUGAACACACCAGUUUAGAUAUCUUUUAAGUUCCUGGUGGUCCUGUGAUUGAGGCUGCUUUAACACUGCCUUUGAGACAACUACAUAACCAAGAGGAACUUUUAUCAGUCACUUCGUUACACUGAAGAUGUCCUUUGGAAGUAGAAUCCUGCUGCUCAACAGACCUUUCGAUGAAAACACUACAAGUGAAAACUGCACAGUUCACAACAGUAUUCAAAUACCGAUCACUAUUGAAAAAGACUGUCCCUUGAUGUUCUAUUUAUUUCCACAAACCAUGUCCUUAAUUUACUUUAGCCUUUGCUCUGUCGGCAUUCUAGCCAACAUCUUUGAAGUAACUGUUUUUCUGAAUAACAUAACAACCUGGAAAACCUCUGGUAUUGCACUAAUCAAUCUAGCAUUUGCAGACAUAAUCACCUUAUUUUCAUUUCUACCCUACACUGUGUAUUUGAAUGUUAACUACAACUGGACAAUGGGUAAAUUAAUGUGUCAGAUUACAAUGAGCAACAUAAUAUUAGGAAUCACAGGAAACACAACAUUUAUUUGUGCAUUAAGUUUAGACCGCUUCAUUGCAAUUGUGUUUCCAAUUCGAUUUCGUAACCUUCGUACAGUUAAGAAUGCAUGGGUUCUCUCUGUGGUACUCUGGAUGGUGGCAUCAGUCAUGCCUCUCCUUGUCUUUCCAAAUGUCCAGUACAAAAUACACAGAGGAAGAGACGGUUACUGUGGUACUCAGUAUAACUUGCAGAAUGAUACAGCACCAGUUUUCUUAAGUAGUUUGUUUUACAUUGUACUUAAUCUACUUGUCCCUCUGAUUAUUUUGGUUGUGACUUACAUACUGAUAGUCAGAACUCUACAGCAGUUCUAUAAGAGAAAGAGAGCAACAGGAAACAAGGAAAAAACCAUGAAACUAAUAUCAUCUGUGAUUGCUCUUUAUCUUUUCUGUUGGCUUCCAUCACAGCUUCUAAGUGUAAUUCUCAGUGGCAUUUAUCAGAGUUUCGUAAACUGUAAAAACAUAUGCAUGCUUACACAAAUAGGCAACAGUUUCAGUGAAAUUAGUAAUUUUCUUACUAUUUUCAAUGCCUGCAUAGAUCCUUUGGUGUAUCGGCUUAGCCGUGGCUUCUCGUGCUGCAAUUUCAAAUUGAAAUGCAGAGAUAUCAUGUGUUGCCCAUCUGUUUCUCAACAGCAGCUGUCACCUUCCUUAGUAUAAACUAUACAUUUUUCCUAUAUUAAAAGCUGCCAUGCCACCCCCCGCAACAACUUGUGAUAUUUAAAAUAUGAAUGCAAGACAUAGGCACAAACAUAUACUCUAUCUGUAUAGUCAUAGGUUAUUUAAUAACAGAUUAUUGAACACAUUUAAAAUAAAAUAUUCCUUUAUACAAAAGUCACAUAUAUUCACAGUCUUACACAAAUGUCUGACAAGAUAUUAUUUCAUGGUUUCCAUAUUUUUUUAUGUGGCUAGUUUCCAAGCAGUUGUUUUUUCAAUGCUGGUUGGUGUAGGAAUACAUAAUUCAGCAACUGAUCAAUCAAGCAGGGUCUUAGUCCAACACCUCUUGUUAGCACCAUCAUCAUAACCAUCCUUUUGCUUGUAUUGAUUUUCUGUUUUUCGUGUUUGGUUUUAUGCUUUGCUUUGGCACACAAUGAUAUUUUACAUGAGGCUGCUCAUGGAAUAAGAAAAACAGACCUGCUAACCUGUUCAAUUUAAUUGAGGUGAAUGUUAUUGGCUUAUUUGUGCAUUAAGUUUAGACUACUUCAUUGCAAUUGUGUUUCCAAUAAGAUUUUGUCACCUUUGUACAGUUAAUGCAUGGGUUCUCUGGUUUGUGGCAUCAAUCAUACCUCACAUUAUCUUUCCAAAUGUCCAGUACAAAAUACACCGAGGAAAACACAGUUACCGAGCGUAUUUCUGUCUGUAAAAGUUCAAUGUGCAUGUAUUGUA
This is a messenger RNA of Acipenser ruthenus (sterlet), 1934 nucleotides long. RefSeq names its product type-1 angiotensin II receptor-like. The coding region runs from base 132 to 1208 and encodes 358 amino acids. Gene Ontology annotation, cellular component: membrane. Lineage: Eukaryota; Metazoa; Chordata; Actinopteri; Acipenseriformes; Acipenseridae. Gene Ontology annotation, molecular function: G protein-coupled receptor activity. The transcript has 2 exons. Gene Ontology annotation, biological process: G protein-coupled receptor signaling pathway; behavioral response to pain. The record is from RefSeq and is a predicted model, not a curated record.